GCUGGCGGCGCGCGGGUGAGUCAGGCCGGGUUUUCCCUCCGCCUCUGGGGCAGGCGAGCGAGCGCUACCGAGCGCGUCCCUCCCUCGCCAAUCCGGCUCUGGCGCCCGCCCGCCCGCGUUUUCCCGGCGUCUGUCGCCCGGCCGUCCCGGCUCGCAGUCUCGGCUGGACGGGUGCCGUGGAGGGAGGGUUCAAAUCCGUGCGAAGGAACUGCAGCGCGCGAGGGGUGCGGAGCAGCUCCAACAUGAAGCAGCUGCCUGUGCCCUGUUGAAACUUCAUGGCCACAGCCCCAGGCCUUGCUGGCAUUGCCAUGGGCAGCGUGGGCAGCCUAUUAGAACGGCAGGACUUCUCCCCUGAAGAGCUACGUGCAGCACUCACGGGGUCCCGGGGAUCCCGCCAGCCUGAUGGGCUCCUCCGGAAGGGCUUGGGCCAGCGUGAACUCCUCAGCUACCUGCACCUCCCCAAGAAGGAUGGCAAGACCACCAAGCGGGCUGCUCGGAACGAGGCUGCCGACUAUGCCACCCUCUACUACCAGGAACACCCUCGGGCCGGUGACUUCAGCAAGACUUCGCUGCCUGAGCGGGGUCGUUUCGACAAGUGCCGCAUUCGCCCAUCGGUGUUCAAGCCCGUGGCAGGCACCGGGAAAGGCUUCCUGUCCAUGCAGAGCCUGGCGGCUCACAAGGGCCAGAAGUUAUGGCGCAGCAACGGCAGCCUGCACACGCUGGCCUGCCACCCGCCCCUGAGCCCAGGGCCCCGGGCCAGCCAGGCACAGGCCCGCGCCCAGCUACUGCAUGCCCUCAGCCUGGAUGAGGCCAGCCCUGAGCCCGAACCCAGCCUGUCUGACUCCUCUAGCGGGGGCAGCUUUGGCCGCAGUCCUGGCACCGGCCCUGGUCCCUUCAGCUCCUCCUUGGGCCACAUUAAUCACCUUGGGGGCUCCCUGGACCGGACCUCGCGGAACCCCAAGGAGGCUGGGCCACUGGCCAUGCUGAGCUGCCUGCCUGAGCCGCCACCCCCCUACGAGUUCUCCUGCCCUACCACCGAGGAGGUGGUGGCCAUGCUGCCUGACACCUGUGAGGAUCUCAAGAGAGGCCUCAGUGACGAGGAUGGCGCCAACCCCUUCACACAGCAGGUGCUGGAGGAGCGCCAGCGGCUGUGGCUGUCUGAGCUGAAGCGCCUGUACGUAGAGCGGCUACACGAGGUGGCCCAGAAGGCUGAACGCAGCGAGCGCACCCUACAGCUGCAGCUAUUCAUGGCUCAGCAGGAGCAGCGGCGCCUGCGCAAGGAGCUGCGGGCACAGCAGGGCCUGGCCCCUGAGCCUCGGCACCCAGAGGCCGAGCCCACCACGCGGCCAGAGGAGGAAGCCCGAUGGGAGGUAUGCCAGAAGACAGCGGAGAUUAGCCUCCUGAAGCAGCAGCUGCGGGAGGCCCAGGCCGAGCUGGCUCAGAAGCUGGCUGAGAUCUUCAACUUGAAGACACAGCUUCGGGGCAGCCGGGCACAUGCCCAGGCCCAGGAUGCAGAGCUGGCCCGGCUACGCGAGGCCGUGCGCAGCCUGCAGGAGCAGGCCCCUCGGGAGGAAGCCCCGGGCAGUUGUGAGACUGAUGACUGCAAGAGCAGGGGGCUGCUGGGGGAGGCAGGGGGCGGUGAGGCCGGAGAUGGCGCCCAGCAGCUGCGGGCCGAGCUGCUGCAGGAGCGGCUCCGGGGCCAGGAGCAGGCGCUACGCUUUGAGCAGGAGCGGCGGACGUGGCAGGAGGAGAAAGAGCGUGUGCUGCGCUACCAGCGGGAGAUCCAGGGGGGCUAUAUGGAUAUGUACCGCCGCAACCAGGCGCUGGAACAGGAGCUGCAGGCGCUGCGGGAGCCCCCGACGCCCUGGAGUCCUCGGCUUGAGUCCUCCAAGAUCUGAGGCCAGUGGAGCGAGCUGACAGCAGCAGCAGCACUGUCAGAAGAUGGCUUGGGCAAGCCCGCCCCGAGAUGCUGGCUCCUUCCUGACAUUGGUCUGGGGCAGAAUCUGCUGAGGCCAGCCAGGGAUGGGGUGGCCCGCCGAGAGGAGGGAUCCAGUAGCGCUGUGGGCUGCACAGAAUGCCUGCAGCAGGUGUCAACACCAAGCCCUCCUGGCUGAGGGGCACCCCGGAAGGGCCCAGCACUGCUCCUGGAGUAGGUUUGGCCCAGGAAAGGAAGCUGGGGGGUGAGGAGCCCAAGAAGCAGAUGGGCAUGAGGGAUGGAGGCCGGGACGGGAACAUUGGCCUCCCCCAGAAUAAAACCACAUUUUCUAUGAGGAGGCCCUGGGUGAUAACAUUGGGUCCAUCCCUGGAGUGUAGAGGGCAGGGUUGAGGAUGGUCGGGGUUGGGCUGUGGACGUGGGCUGCAGCUCCUCCCAAGGUCGUGGUCAGUGGGAGGAUGUGCCCUGUGCCUUGUGCACAGCUGCUGGGUACGUGUGUUGGUGAGUGGAGGAAUAUUCCUGCCCCAGCACCACAUGGUUCCUUAGCUGCCGUGUGGGCUGAAAUUCCUUUCUUCAACACCAGUGGGAUUUUUUAGAAGGAACAAUGUCAGGGAACCCAGUAAAACAAAAGGGCAAGUCACCCAAGGCAUUGCUAGAACAUGAAACAUUCUCUCGGUGCAAAGUCCGAGCCCCAGUGCCCAGGGCCCUGCUAGAUUUAGGGCUGUCCUAGGACAGCUUCUGCUGGAGCCCCCAAAGGCUCUGGUAGGGCCCUGCCCUCCCAGAACCCACCACCCAUCUUCCUGUCUGGUGCUGGUAAACUCCUCCCUUUAGGGGUGGGGUCCCUGGGAAGGUACAGGAGACAGGCAGAGAAAGCUCGUGGGUCACUGGACAAAGGGCCUUUGCCACAGUACGGAAUGUGUACAUUUCCCCAUAGGCAUGGAAGGCCAUGGGGUUUUUUUAUUUUUUUUAACUUUUAUUUAUUUAAGUGUGUUUUUCCAGGACCCAUCAGCUCCAAGUCAAGUAGUUGUUUCAAUCUAGUUGUGGAGGGCGCAGCUCACAGCGGCCCAUGUGGGGAUCGAACUGGCAACCUUAUUGUUAAGAGCACCGCGCUCUAAUCAGCUGAGCUAACUGGCCGCCCCUCCAUGGGGUAUUUUGAAGCAGAGAUGAGAGUUGAACUGAUUUGUAUUCUGGAACAUUGUCCUGGGAAGCAGCCCCUUACCUCCCAUCCCUGCCUCUCAGACAUCUGGCUUCCCCUCUGGACCUUUUCCUCCCUCCUGGGUGGAUGGCCUGGAGCACAGACCCAAUCUGGCUGUGCAGGUGGCGUCUCCCCACUCCUUGUGGCGUUCUUACGCAUGAAUCCCUGUGAUGUUGCCAUGUACUGAGCGCUUCCCUUCUGCCAGGCACUGUUAGGCCAUCAGGGCAUGGGGGCUUAGGGUUGAAUUGGAUAUGCUUCCUGCCCCCGGGGAGGUAGCACACAGACCUCUCCCCUCCUGGUGCCUGCCCUGGUGGGGCAGGUGCAACCUCCGAGGUGCUCUCAGCAAAUUCCCAGUGUGUGCCCUGUGGCCAUGCCCCCGCCCUCCUGGCCAUGCCUGGCAGCCCCUCAGGCCCCAGCAGGUGGGUCCUGCGCAGGGGUGUGCAUGGAGCUGUGGAGUGAGCCGGUGUGCCCUGCCUUUUCAGGGUGGAGAGCGAUGUGUGAGUUGACUGCCAAGGGUAGCUGUGUUUGUGGCCCUGUGACUGGCAGGUAUGUGUAGAGAGGGGCUGUGGGUGGUAGGUGUGUCCAAGGGGGUGUGUUUGGGGCUCCUGGGUUGGAGGCCAGCAGGGCUGCUUCCUGCCGCUCCCUCUGCCCCAUUUCUACUCCCCUGCUCCAGCCCUUUUAGCUUUGGCCAGGCUUGGGUGAAAUCUGGACUAGUCAGUCAGAUCCCUGGGCUUUGCUGAGAUCCUUCUAGGCCCACCCCUCUGCCUGGGGAGGGAAAGGAGGAGCUCCUGUGUUAGGCAGGAGUAUCCAUUUCACAGACCCCUUCAAACCAAGUUCUCUGGGCCAGUGGCCCUCCAAAGGGGCCCCCACAGCUGGGUGUUGGCCUGAAGCCAGGACCACUCCCUCCCCAAGGCCUGGAACUAGUCAGGCUGGGUGCCCACAUGCCCCGCAGUGGCUGGGGUCUACUUUUAUGUGUACCAGCUCUGCAGAACGGCUCCUCACCCAGCAAUUAAGAGAGCUGGGCCGGCCAGUACAGCCAGCGGGGUGUGGGUGGGCGGUACCAAAACUUGGCAGCUCUGCCAGAAACCAAGGCCCUGCCCAGAUGUGUGUGUGUGGGAUGGGGGGGGGGGGGGGACACGACUCUGGAGGGCCAAGCUGGGCGUCUCAGGGAACCGGAUCCUUGUUAGCUUGUUCCUGCCGGGCAAACCAGUUCCUGGUCCCCAAGCCGGCUUGGUGGCUCUGGGGCCAGCAGAUUACAGGUGCCACUGUAGUGGCUCCUGCUUUAGGGAAGCCCCUUCGUCCCAUCCCUGGCAGGCCCCAUCCCCAGGAGACUAGGCCCAGGCAGCCAGUUCAUUCCAGAACGGUGGUAACCCCCCACACUGGGCCCCCUGCCCCUGGUCCCUCCUGUUCUUAGGUCAGAUAGUGUCAUGCCUUCCAGCUGCUCCCUGGGCCCCUCAGUCUAUCACUUGAGGCCUCUGAGUCACACGGAUAGUAGUGCUCGCUCCUUCCGACCACAGCAGGGCUCUCACGGAAGCCUUGUCUGAACUCAUGGACGGUAAUCCUCUUCCCUGUGCCCACAGCCCCCCGUAUGCCUCUCUGCCAACUCUCCUCGUGUUGCUGGAACCACCCUUUCACUUCUCUCCACUGGGUUGUGGGCCUUGCCUGGGAGAGCUAUGUUUUGUUUUCAUCCCCAGAGCCACUCUGGCUCCAGCCCCAGAAGGCACUGGGGGGGCUUUAGAGUCAAGAGGGACCAGAACCCUCCCCUGACUGGCAUGGGUUUGAGCUGGGGUUUGGGUGAGGUAGGUGGGGAGGGCUCCUAUUCUGAGUGUUCAUUGACCCACGAGUACCUGGUGGGAACCAGGUCUGUCAAGCACCAGGGUUCCUGAGCCAGGCACCCACUGUUCACUGCACAAUGACGUGUUGCUGCCUCCCUCAGGACCUGGUCUGGUUCCCAGCUGAGGUGGCCAUGACCUCCGCCCUCUUGGCCAUUUUCUGUGGGUGAGGGAUGGACAACACACACAUGUCCGUGUAGUCACCGGGCCAGGCAGGAGAAAGGAGAGGACAGGAGAAUCUAGAGAGUGCAAACAUGGUGAUCGAAUCAGCAGAGCAUGGAGAAGACAGAGGGAGCCUGUUGGUGCGUGAGAGUAACUUUCUCUGAGACUGGGGGGCAGGGGCUGUAGGUAUUAGUGGGCCUUUCUCCAAAAAGAGUGCAGGCCCCACAGUGACAAUGCAGAUUGCAUAACCUCCCCCCCGAAUGGGUGGGGACUUGGCCCUCUAUUGGAUUCAGAAAAGAAAAAGAAUGUGAAAGUGAAAUAUGUCACGUGCUGUGAGGUGUGAGUGCCGUGGGAGUUCAGAGGAGAGCUGGAUCAUUUAUCACUCCAGGUCAUGGGGUGGGGAUGACAAAGUUUGACCAAACUUUGGUGGCUCUUCUGAGCUCUCUUUAGACUAGGCCCGACCUUGGAAGGUCUCCUUUCUUGUACAGUCCAGUUCUAGCAAGAAUUCUAAGUUAGUUAAACCAGAACCCCCAUCCUUUAUAUUGGGUCACCCUCCAGCAUCCCCCAGGUGAUGUCAAAUCACUGGCCUGCCUCAGUGAGAAUCCUGUGAGGACCAUUUAGCUAAGACUUCCCUCUCCCCUGAAGUUUUCUUUCUUUUUUCCCCCCUUCCUCCGCUUCCCCCCGCCCCCCUCUAGUUUAAGCCAUU
This is a messenger RNA of Rhinolophus ferrumequinum (greater horseshoe bat), 5828 nucleotides long. RefSeq names its product NEDD4 binding protein 3 (gene N4BP3). Gene Ontology annotation, cellular component: cytoplasmic vesicle. The transcript is spliced from 5 exons. The coding region runs from base 276 to 1898 and encodes 540 amino acids. NCBI's taxonomy places the organism in Eukaryota, Metazoa, Chordata, Mammalia, Chiroptera, Rhinolophidae. The record is from RefSeq and is a predicted model, not a curated record.